Messenger RNA from Fusarium poae, 1323 nucleotides. RefSeq lists its product as uncharacterized. Gene Ontology annotation, molecular function: phosphatase activity. Gene Ontology annotation, cellular component: nucleus; cytoplasm. The record is from RefSeq and is a predicted model, not a curated record. NCBI's taxonomy places the organism in Eukaryota, Fungi, Ascomycota, Sordariomycetes, Hypocreales, Nectriaceae. Gene Ontology annotation, biological process: DNA damage response. The transcript is spliced from 3 exons. The coding region runs from base 1 to 1323 and encodes 440 amino acids.
AUGCAUAAGAAAACAACAACACCGCCGUCUGUUUGGACGUCUCACCGGGGUACGAUGGCCCAGGAGACUGCCAAGUCUCGAUGGCCCAAGCUUGUGCAGGGUAUGGUUGAUGAUGUCUGUGAGACCAGCGCUGAGCUUCCUCCCUCCCCCGCACUUGAUGAAAUCAAGUCGAUCCAGACAAAGCUCCACAAACUUAAAGAUGAGAUUAUUAGCGAUGACGAGCUAAGCACGUUGGAAGAAGACGGUUCAGCGGAUAUCGCCACCUAUAAUCGGCUUCUUGUUGACUUGGGCACCUUAACAUGGUUAAAUUGUCCAUGGCUCUACGGUGAAUGUUUCCUCUACAGGCGGGUGCAGCUGUUAUUUUCUAAAUCAUGUUUUUGGAAAAAGUAUGAUAUCUUCAAGCGCCAAAAGGAUUCUACGCUGGUGAAAUCGCAGAAGGCUGUUGAGGAGCUUGCUACCCGUUUCAACCAAAUCAUUGGAACUACGGCAAAAUCACUUGAAAAUCUCGAUGAUGACGCAGCGAGACUUAUUUUCAUCGAAAUGACUGAGCUGGCGUUAUGGGGCAACGCAACAGACUUGUCCCUUCUGACAAACCUCACCCUCGAAGAAAUUCAGACAUUGCAAGGAAGGGCAGCGAUUGAGGAGAGUCAGAAGAACAUCGUCGACAAUGACAUACAGCAUGUUUGGAGUUAUCUGCGCAAGGGACAGUUGAUUCGGGCAGAUCGACAUGUCGAUAUUGUCCUCGACAAUGCUGGAUUUGAGCUAUUUGCAGACGUCCUUUACACGGCAUACCUCAUCGAAUUAGGACUGGCAACAAGUGUCACUCUCCAUGCAAAGUGCUUUCCAUGGUUUGUCAGUGAUGUGAUACCCAGCGACAUGGACUUCCUUCUCGAGCACCUUCAGUCCAUCGGCCUGGAAUCCAUCACUAAUCUGAUCAAGAGGCACCUCAAGUUGGGCUUGAUUCGUAUCGAGGUUCAUCCUUUUUGGACAACGGGAUUCUCAUUCCAUGAGAUGCCGGUUGAAGCAUCUGAACUGUUCAAGCGCUUCCAAGACAGCUAUCUGACUAUAUGGAAAGGGGAUCUGAACUAUCGAAAGUUGACCAGGGAUGGUCUCUGGCCGCAUACAACAACAUUCAAGUCUGCAAUCGGACCUCUUGGUCACGGAAGUGGGAUUAAAAUCCUCGCCUUGAGAACAAACAAGUCCGAUACGUGCGUUGGGAUAGACAGCGAGGAACAGGUUGAGAGACUUGAUAGAGAGACACCGGGAAAGGGAUGGGUCAGGAAUGGGAAACACGCCGUGAUCUCAUUCAGCGAUGGUAUUUGA